AAAAUCACUGACGAAUAACGUUAACGAGUUACUUUUUACAAAAUGUAACGCGUUAUUUUUAUAAAAUAACGUGCCUAACCCUGAUUUUUAGAGACAUAUUGAUGGAUGCUGGAGUGUGCUUUCGUGCGUUUGGAAAUUUGUCCUUGAUCCCAGAAGAUAUAAACUAAUUAAUGGCUCAAAUUGUAAUUGCCACUAAGGAUAAUAAUAAAGCAUUUUUAAAUUUUGCUGUCGCUUAUACGUCAAGGGAUGAACUUACUCAUGCAAUUACAGAUAUUGCAACGGCUGUAAAACAUAAUGAAAUCUUACCAGAAGAUAUUACCGAAGAGUUAAUAUCUGACUAUUUGUACACUUACCAAUCCUCAAAUCCAGAGUUAUUGAUUCGUACGUCUGGAGAAUGUCGACUUAGCGACUUUUUGAUGUGGCAGCUUUCCAACGCUUGCCUCUACUUUACUGAUACCUUAUGGCCUGAAUUCAACUUAUGGAACUUGCUCGGUGCAAUCUUUUAUUAUCAAAAAUGUUAUUAUAUGUAUUAUGUAUUUAGAAAAAACUCCCUUUUCUCGUAAAACAGCAUUUUAUAGUAUUCCAACUUUAGACAGAGUAUAUGCGAGUAACAUCCGCAAACCGACCUGUUCGAACGCAUUUUGUCCAGUUUUUUUAUGUAAAAUAGUCACAAAAAUUUCCACUUACAUACUAUAUGGAUCGCAUUUGCCCUAACAAAACUUUGCUGCCGUGACGUUCGAAUUCUAGUUGAUCAAAAAAGUUGGUCAAACAUAUCAAUCGAAAGAGGAGAUUUCAAACUUUUUUUACGUCUUGCUCCGAACCUC
Solenopsis invicta (red fire ant) is the source of this 824-nucleotide messenger RNA. Its product is annotated as dehydrodolichyl diphosphate synthase complex subunit DHDDS-like. Lineage: Eukaryota; Metazoa; Arthropoda; Insecta; Hymenoptera; Formicidae. Gene Ontology annotation, cellular component: dehydrodolichyl diphosphate synthase complex; endoplasmic reticulum. Bases 171 to 563 code for a protein of 130 amino acids. The transcript is spliced from 3 exons. The record is from RefSeq and is a predicted model, not a curated record. Gene Ontology annotation, biological process: polyprenol biosynthetic process. Gene Ontology annotation, molecular function: ditrans,polycis-polyprenyl diphosphate synthase [(2E,6E)-farnesyl diphosphate specific] activity.